This is a messenger RNA of Cornus florida, 1014 nucleotides long. RefSeq names its product NDR1/HIN1-like protein 10. Bases 31 to 807 code for a protein of 258 amino acids. Gene Ontology annotation, biological process: defense response to other organism. NCBI's taxonomy places the organism in Eukaryota, Viridiplantae, Streptophyta, Magnoliopsida, Cornales, Cornaceae. The record is from RefSeq and is a predicted model, not a curated record. The transcript has a single exon.
ACUACACAUGACCUUAUUCUUUUCUUUCCCAUGCAAAAAACCUAUAACUACUCCUACAUGUAUAUAUAUAUAACACCUCCAAAAGUCCCCUGUUUAUUGUCAAAACUGUACCCUAAAACUUCUCUGAAUUCUCGCCGGAGAAUGUACUCCCAACACCAAAACCCGGUCCAAUCCACCACCCCUCCCUUAAGGCGGCACCACUCGGCUCGCUACUACGUGCACCGGGUGCAAGAGAGUCUCACCACCAGGGUCGCCAAGCUAGUAUGUGCCAUCUUUUUAAGCCUUUUUUUAAUUAUAGGAGUGACCAUAUUCAUAUUGUCGCUCAGUUUACGCCCGCACCGACCCAGGUUCCAUAUCCGGGAGUUUUCGAUCCCGGGUUUGGGUCAAGAAAACGGGUUUGAGAAUGCCCAGGUUGUUUUUAACGUGACGGUCCGUAACUCGAACCAAAAUAUUGGGAUUUACUACGAUGCUACCCAGGCCACGGUUUAUUAUGAAGAUCAGAGUAUUGGUGGGACCACAUUGCUGUUUCCAUUCUAUCAGGAGCCGAAGAAUACUACAGUGCUCCAUGAUGUGUUGAGUGGGGCCGCCUUGACCGUGAAUAGCGACCGUUGGAUGCAUUUCUUGGCUGAUCGUGCGAAAGGAACGGUGAAGUUUCGUCUUGAGAUAACGUCGACCAUUCGAUUUAAGGUGUCCACUUGGGAUAGUAAGCACCAUAAGAUGCAUGCUAAUUGUGAAAUUGGCGUGGGCCCAGACGGCUUGAUCUUACCAAUUUAUAAAGAUCAAAGAUGCCCAACUUAUUUCAACUGAUGUAGCAUAUAUACUAGAGAUAUCUCCUGUUUUAUAUAUUUCAAAUUUUUUAUUUAUUUUUUUUCGAUUCCCAUUUUUAAUUUUCGAUUCCCAUUUAUUUUAUUUUGGAUUAGCGGUUCAGUUUUAUUGUAAGAAUAUGUAAUUGUUCAAAUAUAUCAAUUAAUUAUGAGAACGUUCUCACUGUAAUCUGUCUCCAUGAAUUAUCAA